ACGGAUGGAAACAACUUCCGUUUCUCGCUGCCUGAAUGGUAUGUGGAGAGAACGGCAACUCUAGACCGGGAAGUGGGGCAUCUAAAUCAAAUCUAGCUAGCUAACUUUUUUCAAGUAUAUCUUAGCUUCCUGUUGACUAUUGUAUGAGGCCGAGAUGCAAAGUCAGGAUCCAUGCGAAAAUUGUCCCCCUCUUCUUCUUCCCUCUCUGCGUCUCUUCAUUCCACCACUGCGGCUUGUCUCUGCAGCCAUGUGGCAAGUGGUUCAACGAGGAGACGUUCAAGAUUAUGGGAUGCUGGAGGAGUUUGUCACCAUGGUUACAGAGAUUGUGCCAGAGCUUUUGAGUUGCAGUCAGAGGGCCCAACUCAUUCUGGGGCUUAGAGCAAGGCUGGUUCUGGAGUUGUGUCGCACUGAGCAGACAUUAGACCUCACGAAUAUUCAAAAACACCUGGACAGGAUCCGAUCCCUCACAUCCACUGAGGAAUCAGAGGUGGAAUUAUCUGAAUCAAAGUUUGUGGAGCUGGUUAAAUCUCUGCUGAAAGACCCAAGUGAAAGGGAGAACUUCUACCAGGGCGUGUUCCCUGUGGAAUUUGGGCCCAAGUAUGACACUGCAAUACAGAUGCUGAUGUUAGAAUUCCUUUCCAGACUGGAGAAGUUACUUCCCCUACCAGACCUUGAACAGACUGCCUCCUUGUUAAGUGCUGUCCCCUCUGCCCUGGAGAAAUGUGUACAGUUUGUACCUGACCCCAAACAAUUCAGGACCCUACUCCAGUACCACAGAAAACUUGGACAUUUGGACUCCAUCGGAACUCCAUCAUCCUUUGGUGACUUCAUCCUCUCCUCUCUGUCUCUUCCUCCAUACGUGCGAGUGGUGACUGCCCCAGAUGUAGACUCAGAUACACAAUCAGAAAGCAUGAAUUUGGAGGGAAUGGAAGCAAGAGAGUUGUUGGAGAAUCGGACAAAGGAAAUCGAUGUACUAGUCCCAGCAGGUGAAGUUAGAAGAUACAUAAUUACUGAGCCAGAUUACGGUAUGGACAUGGAGUCUGCAGUUGGGGAAAAUGACAAUCAAGCUGUCACUGGCUUGAAUUUACUCAGACCAUCACAAUUAAAACGAAGCAAAAGGCUGCAGAUUAAGAACAUGUUUUCAAAACGACGGAAACCUCGAAAGACCGAUUCUUCCGGGUGUGCAAACAAACAGCCAUCAUCCUCCAAGGGUCGGCCUUCCCCAAAGAAGUCAUGCAGAAGAGGCCCAUUCAGUAAGACAUGUGAAGUGUGUGGGAAGACUUUCACUCGAGUCACAGCCAUGAAAAGGCAUCAGCUAACCCACACUGGAGAUCUCAAGUUUAAGUGCCUCAUGUGUGAAAAAAGCUUCAGGGACGGUCAUAAUCUGAAGAGACACCAGAGGCGAGUUUGUGAAAAGGAGAUAAACAUGUUGGAUGAAGAUAAAAAUGAGGAAGAGAUCCCACAACCCUCAACUAGCAAACCUCAGAUCCCAUCACUCCUCAAGACUCCCUGCCCACCAGGGCCAUCUCAUCAAGGAACUCUGGACACUAUCACAGCCACGAACACAUGCUCUGUGUGUGGGCGGUAUUUUGCUCGUACUUCCAGCUUGGUAAGACACAUGAGCUCCCACUCAAAAGAGCGUCCAUUUGGGUGUGUCAAUUGUGAUAAGAGAUUCAAGUAUUCGUACGAUUUGAAAAAACACCAGAGAGAAUUGUGUCAGAAAAUGACCCAGGGAGAUUUGUGUCAGGAUGUUGAUCAGAACAUGGCACAACAAAAGAGUGGCCUGGAACCAGAGAAGGUUUUUCUUGCCACUGCAGAGAAUCGCACCCAGGUAGAUUCCAAAACCUGUUAUGUCUGUGGUAAGAUUUUGACUUGUACCUCACAGAUGGAAAGGCACUUGAAAUCUCACUCAAAGGCACGUCCCUUUAAUUGUGCUAUUUGUGAGAGAAGUUUUAAGUACAAAGAUACCUUGAAGAAACAUCAGGAAAUCCUUGGCCACGAGGGCAUCCUAGAAGACUUGGGUCAGAAUGUGGACCAGCAAGAAGUGGAAGUUAACACAGAGAGUUGCAUCAGCCCUCUCACUACCAAGGAAAACGACACUGAGCCCCUCAUCACGGCUGCUACUUCAGUGCCGACUCUCAAAGAACCCAAACCAUGCACUGUGUGUGGGAAGAUUUUUAACCGUGCUUCAGUUAUGGCUAUUCAUAUGAGAUCCCAUUCAGAUGAGCGUCCUUAUCAAUGUGGCAAUUGUGAACAGCGCUUUAAGUACAUGCACAAUCUGAAUCAACACCAGAGAUAUAUCUGUAAGGUGAACCGAGAAGAGUCCUCUCAGAUGGUAGACCAGCACCAAGAGGAGGAGUCUAGUGAACUGGUGGCUGUUAAUGCUGAUACCCCAGAGACAUCUACCAGUCGACUACAACUGGUUCACUGGUGUAAAAAAUGUGGAAAGUGUUUCGAUGACAUCUGUAAUUUGAAGCAACACCAGGAAAGUUCAUGCAAAGAGGAAAAAAUAAAGGUGGUCUUCCAAUGUGAAAAAAGAAAGGUGGUCUUCCAAUGUGAUGAUUGUGGGAAGGACUUCAAAGGUUCUUCAUCCCUAAGGACACACAAGCGAAUUCACAACCCAUUCUAUUGCUCUGAUUGUGGAAGGGUCCUACCAAACUCCAUUGCCUUUGACAGACACAAGCUGAUGCAACACAAGGAAAUCCAGUGUACCAUGUGUGAGAAGACCUUUACCCUGUUGGGCGUCUGA
This is a messenger RNA of Oncorhynchus keta (chum salmon), 2749 nucleotides long. Its product is annotated as zinc finger and SCAN domain-containing protein 2-like. Lineage: Eukaryota; Metazoa; Chordata; Actinopteri; Salmoniformes; Salmonidae. The record is from RefSeq and is a predicted model, not a curated record. Gene Ontology annotation, cellular component: shelterin complex. Gene Ontology annotation, molecular function: telomeric repeat DNA binding. Bases 155 to 2749 code for a protein of 864 amino acids. The transcript is spliced from 7 exons. Gene Ontology annotation, biological process: telomere capping; regulation of telomere maintenance via telomere lengthening.